AUGAGCUGAGCUGAGACACGUACACGCACGGCGCGCGGCGGGGAGAUAGAAGCCGCAGGUACCCGCACGUUAGUAAAGUUGGUUCUGCUGCAUGUCCCAGGACCCUCAGCUCAGAGAGCUUCUCAAUUUAUUUGGAUUCGCAGCUGGAGCGGCAGUCGUUCUUCUUUUGAAAUGUCUUCCACAAGUCCCCGAAAGGUUUGCAUCGUUGGCUCUGGCAACUGGGGUUCUGCCAUUGCCAGGAUUGUCGGCGUGAACGCCAAGGCCCAUGCCGACUUUGACAACACUGUCAACAUGUGGGUGUUUGAGGAGAUGAUAGAUGGCAAGAAACUGACUGAAAUCAUCAAUGAAACCCACGAGAAUGUCAAAUACCUCAAAGGCUACAAGAUCCCAGAAAAUGUUGUGGCAAUCCCAGAUGUGAAGAAAGCAGUUGAAGGGGCACAGAUCCUCAUCUUUGUUUUACCUCAUCAAUUUGUAGAAAGAAUCUGCUCGCAGAUCAAGGGCUGCGUUGACAAGGAUGCAAUGGCCAUCUCUUUGAUUAAGGGUAUGCUAAUUAAAGACAAGGGCCUUCAGCUGAUCACAGACGUCAUCAAAUCUCAUCUGAACAUCGAGGUGAACUGUCUGAUGGGUGCCAAUCUUGCUCCUGAGGUGGCCGCUGGGUACUUCUGUGAAACAACAAUUGGUUGUCGGGAUCCUGAAGUAGGCAAGGUGCUGAAGAGAUUGUUUCAGGCCGACUACUUCCGCAUUGUGGUCGUCGAGGAUGCCACCACCGUGGAGCUAUGCGGAGCUCUCAAGAAUAUUGUGGCAGUUGGGGCCGGCAUCAUUGACGGUCUCGGCUUGGGCGACAACACCAAGGCGGCCAUCAUCCGGCUGGGACUGAUGGAGAUGGUGGCCUUCUCCAAGGAAUUCUACCACAACACAGAAACGGCCACCUUCCUAGAGAGCUGCGGGGUGGCGGAUCUCAUCACCACAUGCUACGGGGGACGGAAUCGACGGGUAGCCGAGGCUUUUGUCAAAACUGGAAAGUCCAUUGAAGAGCUUGAAAAGGAGAUGCUGAAUGGGCAGAAACUACAAGGUCCUCAAACUGCCCAGGAGGUUCACGUGAUGCUGGAGAAUAAAAACAUGACAGCCAGUUACCCACUGUUCACAGCAAUCUACGACAUCUGCUUCAGUGAUCUCCCUGCCAAAAAUCUCAUCAGCUGUUUGAACAACCACCCGGUACACAUGUAAGUCAUGUGACCAUAACAGUCAUGUGACCACAGAGUAAGACGACCAUGCAGUCACAUGACCAGGACGUCACCACUGUUGCAGCGUGUUACCUUUGCGGCCGUGGGUACGUGGAUGCAUUGCACUGGACAAUGCUGUGAGAUGCAGCACGUGCACAUAUGUGGGAAUUGUUAAAGAUUUACGCUGAUCAUGUACUGGAGCUAUACUAUUACCACACCUCCUACUCUGACAUCUGAGCACAGCCGUGAAUAAUUUCUUUCAAUACGAGUAUUUUUACAUUUAGAAAUAACAUAGAUGGAUCCUGGCACUGAGCCACUCAUCUUAAAAUCUUGUUCACUAUUCACUCUCAUUUGUCUAACGACAAACUUGCUUCUAUAAUGUAGCUUAAUAACAACAUGAUUAAGGUCCCCCUAGAAUGGAGGCAUCACUAAUGCAGUCCAGUUUUCUAUGCAUUUCUUCAAAGUGCACCAGCAGUGUAGAUGUGUACAAAGCAGUUCGUACUGGAAGUGUUUUAGCAUGUUGAGAGAAGGGAAGGAUUGCGUGGACAUUUCUUUGGAGUCGUAGCGGAGCAGAGAGUUUUCUUAAAGUGUGUCUUAUUUUACUGAAAGAUUUCAGAGUUUUGUUCAUGCAACUCCAAAUGAUGUGAUGAUUUUGUUCAUAAAUUUGAUGUUGUUGACACUGCCCUUCCCAAGGUAAGUUCCUGGAAGCAAGCAGUGACAGUUCUUGUGGAAUGGACCUUUUAAUCAAACUCAAACGAGAAAAUUUAGUAGCUGCUGGUUGUUCAGAUUGUGACAAGCUCAAAACUUGUUGGACAACAUUUGUACCCCAAAUGCCUCAUUUGGUAUUUUUUAGGAAUUUAAUAGUUUUAGGUCUUGUAAAAUAGGUAAUUUUAAUUGUUUUGUUUUGGGAAAAAUGUUUUGCAAAUUAACCUUUUUUUAACUUGUGUUAACUCCUCUUUUUU
Messenger RNA from Acanthaster planci (crown-of-thorns starfish), 2185 nucleotides. RefSeq names its product glycerol-3-phosphate dehydrogenase [NAD(+)], cytoplasmic-like. Gene Ontology annotation, molecular function: protein homodimerization activity; glycerol-3-phosphate dehydrogenase [NAD(P)+] activity; NAD binding. NCBI's taxonomy places the organism in Eukaryota, Metazoa, Echinodermata, Asteroidea, Valvatida, Acanthasteridae. Gene Ontology annotation, cellular component: cytosol. Gene Ontology annotation, biological process: carbohydrate metabolic process; glycerol-3-phosphate catabolic process. The record is from RefSeq and is a predicted model, not a curated record.